AUGAAAAGCAAAUGGACGAUGGACAGGCCGCCCGCCCCGCCGCCCCCCAGUGACCCCCGCGAUGCCCGCCCCGCCCGGCGGCACGACUCGGAAGCGGAGCCCACGAGCGAGCCCGAGAGCAGCCGCGGGGGCAUGGAGGCGCCGGCGGACCCCCAGCUGCUGCUCAACGGGGCGGCCAAGGAGGCGGGCCGGCCCUCCCCCGGGCCCCCCGCCGCCGCCGUGCCCGUCAUCGAGCUGGUGCGCAGGGGGGGCUCCCUGGACAUAAAAAGCCGUGAGGCGGCGGGCGAGGCGAUGCAGAGAGCGCCGGGAGCCGAGCCGUGCCGCGCCGCCGAGGCCGCCUGCGAGGCCCGCAUGGUGCAGCUGAGCCCCCCCGCGCUCCCGCUGCAGCCCCCCGGCAGGGCCAUGCUCUACAACCUGGGCCAGCCGCUGGCCACCAUCAACAGCGGGUUUUUCGGCGAACCCGACUCCUUCUCCAUGUACGGCAGCAACCGGGUGAAGCGGAGACCCUCUCCGUACGAGAUGGAGAUCACCGACGGCCCUCACACGAAGGUGGUUCGUCGCAUCUUCACCAACAGCCGGGAGAGGUGGAGGCAGCAGAACGUCAACGGGGCCUUCGCGGAGCUGCGCAAGCUCAUCCCCACCCACCCGCCCGACAAGAAGCUCAGCAAGAACGAGAUCCUGCGCCUGGCCAUGAAAUACAUCAACUUCCUGGCCAAGCUGCUCAACGACCAGGAGGAAGAAGGAAACCAAAGGGGCAAGGUGAGCAAAGACUCGGGGAUAGUCCAGGAAGACCUCCUGCAGGACAUGCUGUCCCCCAACUCCAGCUGCGGCAGCUCUCUGGACGGGGCGGCGAGCCCAGACAGCUUCACGGAAGAGCACGAGGCGCUGGACUCGAAGCACACGCGCAGCCUGCACCACGCCAUCCUCCCCGUAGAAGGCAGCGCGCAGCGGUGAUGACACCCACGCUGCUCCCCGAGGGCCACGGGGGACAGGCCGGGCCUGUGCAGCGGCUGGAACUUGUGCCUGUGGGGUUUGUGGCUCUGCCUUUCCCCGGGAGCUCGCUCUGCCCAGCCCAGCCCAGCCCAGCGCGCUGGCUGAGGACCAGCCCAGCCCAGAUGAACGUUGGGGGUUUAGGUACGCGACCGUACGGAGGAGAAAAGCGUUGAGGUCGUCUUUGUUGUACAGAACUGCUCGGGAUGGGACUCUGAGGAGGGGAAGGAGACGUGGCUGGCGCCUCUCCGGCAUUUAGAGGGUUCCCAGACCGCUUGGUGAGCGUCUCUUUGCAAACAUCCAUCGGGGUGAGGCAUGGAACUCCUCUUCCUCUGCCCGCGGAGGCCGCCGGCGCUUUCCAGCUCCACGUGGUGCUGGAAACUGCUGCAUCACACCAGUGCUGCAGCGCUCCUCCAGCCUGAGCACAUCCAGCUGGUCUGAGCAGGAGCUUGGCCACAUAUUCCCGUUGUCCGAGAGCUUUUGACUCUAUCUUUUUAAAGAGGUGAAAAAAUAACCCUCAGCAAAAGAACUAUUAAAAGGAUUUAGA
Melospiza georgiana is the source of this 1537-nucleotide messenger RNA. RefSeq names its product TAL bHLH transcription factor 1, erythroid differentiation factor (gene TAL1). The transcript has 4 exons. NCBI's taxonomy places the organism in Eukaryota, Metazoa, Chordata, Aves, Passeriformes, Passerellidae. Gene Ontology annotation, molecular function: DNA-binding transcription factor activity, RNA polymerase II-specific; RNA polymerase II cis-regulatory region sequence-specific DNA binding; protein dimerization activity. Bases 1 to 954 code for a protein of 317 amino acids. Gene Ontology annotation, biological process: regulation of transcription by RNA polymerase II. The record is from RefSeq and is a predicted model, not a curated record.